AAAAGUUGUUAAUGAAUGACCGUAGGGGCAGAUACUGUGUCUUGUAGGUUGACUUACAACGGCUCCAGCAGAGAAAUGGCUCAGAGACAUUUUGAGGGAAAAGAUCAUGCAGAAUCCUACCAGCUACACCGGGUUUCUCCUCCUCAGGAACUCAUAGACGAAGUGCUGAACUUCCUACGAAAAAGAAUCAAUGAGGAUUUGGAUCUGGCUGUGGAUGUAGGCUGUGGGUCAGGACAGGGCACUGAGCUCCUCGCCCCGUACUUCAUGACUGUGGUUGGGACAGACAUCAGUCCAGCUCAGCUGAAGAUCGCCAGUGACAAAGAUCAUGCAGCAAAUAUAUGUUACAGAGAGAGCCCUGCAGAAGAUCUGCCGUUUGAGGACAGUAUUGCCGACUUGGUCUCCUCCAUGUCCGCUGCUCACUGGUUUGACCAUUCGCGUUUUCUGCAGGAGGUGGACAGGAUUUUGAAACCCGGCGGAUGUCUCGCUCUGCUCAGCUACACCAUGGACUUUGAGCUGGAAUAUGGAGAAAGCACCUCAAAACUCAAUAAAAUCUGUGAAGAGUUCUAUGCAGCUCUGCAUCCUUACCGGAAAGCUUAUAUUGGGUCCAGUUCCAUCCAAGUCUACAAGAACAUCUAUGAUUCUAUUUCAUAUGCAGAUAAAGAGUGGCAUGAAUGUCUGAAGAGUAGGAGGAUUAUGCCAUUGUCAAAGUUCAUAGGCUUGGUUGAAACUUUCUCCACUUAUCAAGGUUUCCUGGAAAAAGAUCCUGUUGAGGCCAAGAAACUCUCCAAGACCAUCACUGAUAGGUUGUUGGAAGCAAUGGGAGCCUCGUCGACUGACACAGAAUUGACAGUGAUAAUAAACUAUUUUUAUAUAUUAGCCUCUAAACCACGUGAAUCCUGACAUGAUCCUUCGAACAACACAGAUCCAUUGAAGAGCAUCAAAGCGUGUUUUGUAUCUCUGCUCUGAAGCGUUUGAACAAUAAACACUUAACCCCACGCUUGGA
Molecule: messenger RNA, 1003 nt
Organism: Danio aesculapii
Lineage: Eukaryota; Metazoa; Chordata; Actinopteri; Cypriniformes; Danionidae
Exons: 6
Coding region: 16-900 (294 amino acids)
Molecular function (GO): S-adenosylmethionine-dependent methyltransferase activity
Source: RefSeq, a predicted model, not a curated record